GACAGAAUGCAAUCAAGGUCACAUUUUCCAAUUUUUUAAUGAGUUAACACCCACUGAAAGAUCAAUGUUGAUUCAACAGGCUUCUAGCAUCGAUCCAAAGCUCGUUAAUCAGGUUUAUACCGAAGCGUGUCAAAAAAACAACAAAUCCUCUCAAUGUCUGAUUCAGAUUGCACCAUUUCGUGAUGUUGUAGACUUAGACCAAGUCAGCCAUGAUGAAAAAGCACAUUGGGAAGAUAUUGGCUAUAAUUUGAUCGCUGAGGGAAGAGUGGCCGCCUUACUCAUGGCUGGAGGUCAAGUCUCUAUUUGAACUUCAGGCUGAUAGAAUAUGGAGACUUCAAAAACUUGCUGCUGAAAGAGUAAAAAAUCCCAAAUUAUCCUGCGUCAUUCCCUGGUAUAUUAUGACAAGUUCUGCAACUGAAUGCAGUACAAAGCAGUUUUUUGAGUUACACAAUUAUUUUGGACUGGACAAGAAAAACAUCUUUUUUUUUAAUCAGGGCUAUUUUCCUUGUUGUUUUGAAGAUGGACGAGUAAUGAUGCAAAGUAAAUACCAGAUUGCAUGUGCGCCUAAUGGAAACGGUGGUCUUUGGGAGGCUUUAGAGCCAUCAGGUGUUUUACAAGAUAUGGAACGGCGUAAAAUUCGAGUUGUCUCAAGUUAUUGUGUAGACAAUGUACUGGCGAAAGUCGCAGAUCCUAUUUUUGCUGGAUUUUUAGAAGACAAACAAUGUGACGUGUCUUGUAAAGUUAUAGAGAAGAAACCUGAAGAACGCGUAGGCGUUUUCUGCCUGCUCAACAAUAGCCCUGCUGUCAUUGAAUACUCUGAGAUAGAUCAGUUUGAUAUGAAACCAGGAUUGCUGAAAGAUGUAUCAAACACAAAACAAUCUAUAAAUUCGUUAUUUAAUAUUGCCCAUAUUGUACUGAAUAAUUUUAGCUUUGAUUUCGUUCAGCGCAUGUCCAAGAUUCAUCAAAGAUGUCCAUCUCAGUUUCAUCUGGCAAAGAAAUGCAUCCCCCAUAUUGAUUCAAAUGGUAAGUUGGUUGCAGACAAGAUGGGACUGAAGUUCGAACGUUUUGUGUUUGAUGUUUUUCCCUUGGCCAACAAAUUGUGUGCUCUAAAAGUUCGACGGAAUGAGGAAUUUUCACCUCUUAAAAACAGCGUAGAAUAUUCUUUCGAUAAUUCAAUCACUUGCCGUCUUCACUUGAGCCAGUUAUGCAAGGAAUACAUUAAACGUGCUGGGGGGAGAUUCGAAACUGAAGACCCUAAUGCAUUGUGCGAAAUAUCACCAAGGGUUACCUAUAGUGGAGAAGGUUUAGAACAACUGGUUUCUGGCAAAACCAUCGAACUUCCAUGCUAUAUUCAUUGAAAACGAGUAUAGCAACUCUUUUGAUACCACUCGUAAAUAAGCUAUAAUGUGUGUGGUCCAUGAAUCAGGUAGCGCUGAACCACUCUCUACAAGUACAAUCCAUCCAACCCGAGGUUUAUUGUCAACAUAAUUUUGUUGCAGAUUUUUGUCAUUUUUUUUCUCUAU
Molecule: messenger RNA, 1523 nt
Organism: Schistocerca gregaria
Lineage: Eukaryota; Metazoa; Arthropoda; Insecta; Orthoptera; Acrididae
Product: probable UDP-N-acetylglucosamine pyrophosphorylase
Exons: 4
Coding region: 399-1358 (319 amino acids)
Biological process (GO): UDP-N-acetylglucosamine biosynthetic process
Molecular function (GO): UDP-N-acetylglucosamine diphosphorylase activity
Source: RefSeq, a predicted model, not a curated record